UCCUCUUCUGCUUCCACUCUUCAUCAUUCAACCUUCUCAUCAUCUAUUUGCCGCUUAUCGUUCGAACCUCGAAGUCUGCUCAGCUGGAGCAACCCUACUUUCUCCUCACGCGUGACCACCAUCCACCGCUGGCACCAUGAGUUCUCCGAAGCGUCGCGUCGAUACAGACGUGAUGAAACUCUUGAUGUCGGACUACCAAGUGACGCUGGUCAACAACAAGAUGUCCGAGUUCUUCGUCAAGUUCUACGGUCCUCCGGAAACCCCAUUCGCCAAGGGGGUAUGGAAGAUCCACGUGGAACUGCCGGAACAAUUCCCCUACAAGUCCCCAAGCAUAGGUUUCAUCAACAAGAUCUUCCACCCCAACAUCGACGAGCUGAGCGGGAGCGUGUGCUUGGACGUCAUCAAUCAGACCUGGUCACCCAUGUUUGAACUCAUCAAUAUCUUCGAGAUCUUCCUUCCCCAGCUACUUCGCUAUCCUAAUCCUGCCGACCCUCUCAACGGUGAGGCUGCAGCCUUGCUGAUGCGAGAUCCAGCUGCGUAUGCCAAGAAAGUUGAAUCCUACGUGGCACGUUUUGCCACUCCCGAAGACGCCGACCAGGCGGGCGACACAGACGAGAUGGACGGUGACGACGAGGAGAUGAACGGCAAGCUCAAGUCCAAGUCAAAAACGGUCAACGGCCAGAACGGUCACCUUAAUGGUACUUCUGCCGACACCAACGGUCACGCGAAAGACCACAACCCAGAGGAGGACGAAGACGAAGAUGACAAGAUGAGUGACAUGGGUGAGCUCAGUGAUGGUGAUGAGUUCAUGGGAGAAAUGGAUGACUGAGAGUGGAAAAUUGGGAGAUACAGAGCAUAAAUCAGCAUCGGGAGGCAUCUGCCGGUCAAGAACUUGGGGUUUCCACUGUUUCCAUCACAUCUUUCCAGUCUCCAUCAAUCUCAUGCCUCAUGUCUGCCUCAUAUCUGACUCGGGCCUCACUACUCCUUUCUUCCCUCUGAUCCAUCAUUACCAUAGCCGUUGUCUUUGUUGUAUGGAAGCAUUUACAG
Molecule: messenger RNA, 1047 nt
Organism: Tremella mesenterica DSM 1558
Lineage: Eukaryota; Fungi; Basidiomycota; Tremellomycetes; Tremellales; Tremellaceae
Exons: 6
Coding region: 137-829 (230 amino acids)
Biological process (GO): ubiquitin-dependent protein catabolic process; protein polyubiquitination
Cellular component (GO): nucleus
Molecular function (GO): ubiquitin conjugating enzyme activity
Source: RefSeq, a predicted model, not a curated record